Molecule: messenger RNA, 1389 nt
Organism: Ilyonectria robusta
Lineage: Eukaryota; Fungi; Ascomycota; Sordariomycetes; Hypocreales; Nectriaceae
Exons: 2
Coding region: 1-1389 (462 amino acids)
Source: RefSeq, a predicted model, not a curated record
AUGCCUUUGUGGACGUGUGAUUUCGAGAGCUGCAGCAGACCAGCUGUCCGCACUCUCGGCGAUUGCGUACUCUGCAACCGCCAUCUAUGCUCCAAGCAUCUUCAAAAUGAGUUCCACAGCUGUCCCCGGUGGGAGGAUGCGGACUCCUACGACCCUGUGGCCCGGGAGGCUGAAGGGCGUGAGCUCACAAAACUAAUCGAGAUGAUUAAUACCCGCGCCCUUGAGGCUCGAGCCAGCCAUUUACGCCAAGGCGUGUCUUGCUCUGUCCCCCCACUUCAGUAUGAGAGAUCCACACGAAGUUCUGUGAUGGGAGGUAUGAACUAUCAUAUUGAAGUUCGUUUUGAUGAUGGGAUUACAUGGAUCGCUCGCAUCCGCAGAUUCAAUGCUACAUCGCCUCCAGCAGCACUGCGAGAUUACAUCAUCCAGAGUGAGGUUGCAACCCUUAUGUUUCUAGAGCAGACUACAGUUCCCGCUCCAAAAGUUUACGAUUUUGCACUUGAGCACCCAGGCAAUCCUGUGGGAGUUGGCUUUAUUCUGAUGGAGAAGUUGGCGGGCAAGUCUUUGAGAUGGUCUAUUGCAACUCAGCAACAAAGGAAGAAAGUUAUGAACCAACUCGCAGAUACGUUUUUGGAGCUUCACAAAUACCCUUUUAACCUUCUCGGCUCCCUCGAUAAGCCUGGCGGAUCCCAGGUCGGCGCAUUUGCUCGAGAAUCACUCACCGACUUUGGGCAAUCCGAAAUGCGCACCGCUGGGCCCUUCUCUUCUCUAGAAGAGUAUCACACGUCUUCAAUCCGGCUCAUUUUGGAUUUAAUUAUUCGAGAGGAGCUCUACUCCCAACGAGCAGUAGAUGCCUACUUAAUCCACCGGUAUCUCAUGGACUUGAUCCCGCGUGUGUUGGCUUCGGUGCAUAAUGACGAGAAAUUCUAUCUGAAGCACGCAGACGACAAGGGAGAUCAUAUUCUGGUAGAUGAGAAUUUCAACAUCACUGGCAUUAUCGAUUGGGAGUGGGCUCACACUGCGGCACCUGCACAUGCCUUCAACUCACCUAUCGGCUUCUUACCGGUUGCAGACUUCUACCGCGGUAAGAACAGCCUAGGCGACGACGAGGUUGUCUUUGCACGCCUGCUUGAGGAAAAGAGCCGCCAAGAUCUAGCCCAAUUUGUUUGGAAUGGUCGGUUGCAGCAUAGGUUCGCUUUCUGCUGCGGAUAUGAUCUCGCGGACUGGGACGGGUUCCUGGGCCUCUUUCGAGGGCUUCGAGACGCUGUAGGGGUAGAUAACGGCUUGGAAUGGGAUGAGUGGAAAAUUGCUGCAUUGAAACGUUACAAGGACGAUUCUGGGCUGCAGCUGCUGUUAACCAGGCAUCAAUCCUCAUUGAGUCAUGGGAUUUAG